Aspergillus vadensis CBS 113365 is the source of this 390-nucleotide messenger RNA. RefSeq lists its product as uncharacterized. Bases 1 to 390 code for a protein of 129 amino acids. NCBI's taxonomy places the organism in Eukaryota, Fungi, Ascomycota, Eurotiomycetes, Eurotiales, Aspergillaceae. The record is from RefSeq and is a predicted model, not a curated record. The transcript has a single exon.
AUGUCAAGUUUCUGGAACCCCAACUACAACGCUACCAGCAGUCACAGGAAGAGAAGGCCGAGGAACAAAGGCAAACAGCGAGAGGAAAACACAGCAAUACCAUUCUUUGGCUCGUCGUCACCAGCAUCACGACGGCAGCGACCGUCAUCAUCGUCAUCGUCAUCGUCAUCCUCUAGAUAUGAGGAAGAAGACCUAGUCCUGGUCAGACGCAAGGACAGUCCACCGUGGUGGUGGCUGUUGUUGGUGGAAGGGACCUCAGGGAUUACGGUCAUGAAAGCUGCCAAGGACGAGCACGGCUCUCGUCGUCGUCCCGGCCGUAGAGUUCUCGAGCCACUUGUUGAGGGGAAAGUGGCCAGUUUUUUCCCGGCAAGGUUGGAUGUGGAGGAGUAG